CACACUGAGAGAACUAUGCAUAGGAGAGCCUGGAUUUUGUCUGUGUGCCUUGAAUUGGUCACAAAAAGUUAACUGGUUAUGAUUUCAUAUCUACAAAUUUGGAAACUGUUUUCUUUUUUUGACUGACAGUAUCCUGAUGACCUAUUGACUGCCAGAAGGGAGAGUCGUGAUUAAAAGACUGACUUGACCAUAAUGAUUCAAGAGUGACUGGGGCAGAAUUGACAAAAACACCGAAGCAGAGAGUGUCUUUGACAGAGGCUGAAGAGUUGAUCUAUACAGGAAUCAGGUGUUCCGCAGUGUAUAUGGAUGAAAACGUUUGUCACAUGAAGGUCACUAGAACGUGGGUUUUGCCUUGCACCUGUUCAAGAAUGUGGUCGGAUUUCAUCACCCACUGAAGUCUUAAGCAGCUUUGCUGGAGCGCCAUAGAGUCGUCCUCUCGUCAUGGGUGAGUGGAGCUUCCUCGGCCACCUCUUCAAUGACCUCAAGGGCCACUCCCCCAUGCUGGGCCGUUUCUGGCUCCUCCUCAUGCUGGUCUUCCGUAUCCUCAUCCUGGGCACUGUUGCCAGCGACUUGUUUGAGGACGAGCAAGAGGAGUUCGCCUGCAACACCCUGCAACCGGGCUGCAAGCAGGUGUGUUACGACCAUGCCUUUCCCAUCUCCCAGUACCGCUUCUGGGUGUUCCACAUCGUUCUCAUCUCCACGCCGUCCCUCGUCUUCCUCGUGUACGUUAUGCACCACCGCAGUAAGAAGACUGCAGAUGACAGCCAGCCCAGUUUCAGAUGGCAGAGCCACGACGCCUCCAGGGAAGAGAGACACCUCCGCCUGCUCUACCUGGUAAACGUAGCCUUCCGUUUGUUGACAGAAAUCGGCUUCCUGGUGGGUCAGUGGAAGCUCUAUGGCUUCAAGGUGGAGGCCCAGUUUCCGUGCAGCCGUUUCCCCUGCCCCUACACGGUGGACUGCUUUGUCUCGCGCCCCAUGGAGAAGACAAUCUUCCUCUGCUUCUACUUCGCCGUGGGAGUGCUGUCAGCAGUGUCCAGUUUAGCGGAGCUCGUCUUCGCCUCGUUGAAGUUGUUCCGGCAGACCAGGGAGCGGCCCAACGAGCAAUUUUGCGUUUGUCAGCACACGAAGAAGGAAGAGAGUCUGGAUUCUGAAAAGGAGGAGCUAAAAUGGAGGGCAAGGUCCAUGUCUGAAGGUGGGGGUUUUAUUAUCAGAGGGAAAAAAGGGUCAGAGAGAAGCAGUAGGAAGGUGCCCAGCAGUGGACUCAAGAGCACCAGAAACCAAGGCAGCCUUCCGAGCACUAAGACACUAAUGGUGUAAUAAAGAUCAAUUUAAAGAGGUUAUAUGUGCAAUAGAACAGGUGUCUGCACCCGUCAGUAUGGCUUUGUUUAAUGAAGGCCCACCACUGUCACUAAGACUGUCAAAUAACCAGAUAUCUUGCUGAGUUAGUAUCCAUAUAGGACAUUUUCUCACCAAGAGAACAAGGGAUGACAAAGGCAUAGUGAGAAAACUGAAGUAAAUGUGUGAAUUUAGUCAAGGCGUUUUACAUUUCUGCAAUGCUACUGGAACAGCAUAAACAGUACUUGUGACAAGGUUGUAUUUCCUUUGGAAAGAAAUAGAAGUGGCCUCGACUUAAACGUGAGGCCCCUUAACAACCCGAUAGGGGAUUGACUAGCUUCCAGGGCACUUGAACAUCAAGCUGCCCCAUUCCACAGUUACAGAUGGGCUCCUAGUGAGUUGCAUCUUCUGCCUUAGAUGAGUUCACUUGUGUUACAGUAGGGAAGGGCCACUCCAGUCCUCCAGAGCAUGAUUACAGUCAGACAUCUGCCCCAGACCACGCUAACAUGCCUGACUUAUCCAGUAAUAUUCAGUUUAUAAUGAAUUUUAUUUGAUUAGCUGUGUUCGCGAAGCCUACAAUCUGUGCUUAACCACGAUGAAAGUGCAGUGGAAUGUAAUUAUGCCUAAUGAUUCCCUUAAUGAUAAUAAAAAAACCACUUCUAAUGUAUUUCAACAUAGCGUCGAGUGUAGGAGGAAAGGGUUUAGCGCAGGCCUGGAUCCACAGGAGGGGGCAAAGACAGGCAUCACCCCCACAGAUAGAAUCUGAACCCCCCUGUUUUGUUUCCCCUUAAACACUGCAAAUUUUCUAUGAAUUCAAUAUGCCCCCCCCCCCCCAUUAAUGUCAAAAUGUCCUCUCAGUCAUUUUGUCCAGGAGCCGGUCCGGGUUUAGUGUAACGUCGUUAUUACUUCCACAGGAACGGCUUGGAGACCAGAUCUAUAAGGAAGUCAUAAGAAGGCUGAUUGCAAUACUCAGGACUCGUGGAUGUAUAAACCAUAGGAUGGCACCUGUUUCAUCUGAUAUUUCAUUACGGAUCAUGGACACAAAGAAUCUCUGAAGCGCAAUCAGUACAGUCACAUCCUAGCAAGGCUAUGAAAUUACUUUCUGGUCUGCUAUACAGUAUACUAAUACAUUAUUUCAUACAAUGAAUGUUCAACUCCAGUCCUCUGGCACUGGUUAGUGUCCCACAUUCCCCCAAAGUGAACGCAUGUAAUUGAACUAAUUUAAUUCUAAAGAUUGUAAUUAGCUCUCUUAGCAGGGACUGAGGCAAAUGUGUCAUCAUCAGGACCCCUGAGGAAUGGACUGUUUUAUAUUGUGCAGAGAAUAUUUUUUUUCAAACAACAAAUCUAUUUCGAUCAGACAUUUCUACGUGUAUUGAUGGUACAUUUGCCCCACCUAUUUCAGGGUUCUUGUGUAUGGACACUGACAUUGCCCAAUAAUGUGUGUCCGGGCAGCACAGAGCAAAGCACUUGAAUUGGACUGUGUGGUUUUUAUGAAUGCAGUAUAGAGUUGUAUCGCUUUAAAUGAAAUCCAUGGCUGCGCUAUUUUCGUCAAAUCUCUGCUUGAAUGUAACUUUGCAUGUGUUGAAUGAGAACUGGUUCAGCUACAUUUCUGCCAGGCCUAGCAGUAGUUGCUGCGUCACAAAAUGAAUAGGAAUGUUGCAUGUUCAGUGCCCCAUCACGCACACUGAUACAAUUUGUCCUGCGAAACUAACGACAGUCUUAACUGGCAGAGUGCUGAAUAUUCACAGUGGAACACGCAGACGUUUUUUUUGUCUUCUGAACUAAUGUUUUAUUAUCACACUCAUGUGCCUUUGUCUUAUAUUGUUAAGGACUUUGUAAGGACUUUCAAAAAUAAAAUUUAAUAAUAAAAUUAUUAUUAAC
Messenger RNA from Esox lucius (northern pike), 3216 nucleotides. Its product is annotated as gap junction delta-3 protein. The coding region runs from base 442 to 1317 and encodes 291 amino acids. Gene Ontology annotation, biological process: cell communication. The record is from RefSeq and is a predicted model, not a curated record. The transcript has 2 exons. Lineage: Eukaryota; Metazoa; Chordata; Actinopteri; Esociformes; Esocidae. Gene Ontology annotation, cellular component: connexin complex.